Molecule: messenger RNA, 3246 nt
Organism: Electrophorus electricus (electric eel)
Lineage: Eukaryota; Metazoa; Chordata; Actinopteri; Gymnotiformes; Gymnotidae
Source: RefSeq, a predicted model, not a curated record
AUGACUUCCAACAUGAGUCUCUCUGAGGAACAGCAGACACAGAAAAGAGAGAGAUCACACUCACCUGAUCCAAGCUGUGUGUCAAUGAAGAGUGACUGGUCAAUGGAACAGCCACUGAAAAUCAGAGAAGGAGAGUGUUUUGCUGAGCUCAGUGUACAAAAGGAGAAAUCUGUACUCACAUAUAUGAGCCAUAUGGAGUCAAUAUUCAAGGAGCUGGAGCAAAAUGUCAUCUCUCUGGUGAAGAAGGAGCUGAACAGGUUUAAGAAGCUACUGAGUCCAGAUUACCCAGCAUGCUCUGAGAGAGAGUUACAAGAUGAGGAGGAUCAGAGCAGAGUCGGAGAAGAGGCACUGAAGAUCACACUGCAUGUCCUGAGGAACAUGAACCAGACAGACCUCGCUAACACACUACAGACCAAGCAAGCAUCUGUAUAUCAGAGAAAUCUUAAAUCUAAGCUGAGGGGAAAAUGUAAAAGAAUGAAUGAAGGAAUAUCUCAACAUGGAAGCUCAACUCUUCUGAAUGAGAUCUACACAGAGCUCUACAUCACAGAGGGAGGGAGUGGAGAGGUCAAUAAUGAACAUGAGGUCAGACAGAUUGAGACAGCAUCCAGGAGACCAGCAACACAGGAGACACCCAUCAAAUGCAACGACCUCUUUAAACAUAAACUUAUCAGAAGUGUGCUGACUAAAGGAGUAGCUGGAAUUGGAAAAACAGUCUCUGUGCAGAAGUUCAUUCUGGACUGGGCUGAAGGAAAAGCAAAUCAGGAUGUCUUCUUCAUAUUUCCACUUCCUUUUAGGGAGCUGAAUUUGAUGAAGGAGAAAAAAUGUAGUCUGAUGGAUCUGCUUCAUGAUUUUUUCCCAGAAAUUAAACAAUUAAAAUUAAUAGACUGUGAUGCUUACAAAGUCAUUUUCAUCUUUGAUGGUCUGGAUGAGUGUCGACUUCCUCUAGAUUUCCAAAACAAUGAGAACUUGUGGGAUGUAACAGAAUUGACCUCAGUGGAUAUGCUGCUGACAAACCUCAUCAAGGGGAAUCUGCUUCCCUCUGCUUUCCUCUGGAUAACCUCUCGACCAGCAGCAGCCAAUCAGAUCCCUCCUGAGUGUGUUGACCUGGUAACAGAGGUACGAGGGUUCAGUGAUGCACAAAAACAGGAGUACUUCAGGAAGAGAAUCACUGAUCAGAGCCUGGCCAAUAGAAUCAUCACACACAUGAGGUCAUCAAGAAGUCUCUACAUCAUGUGUCACAUUCCAGUCUUCUGUUGGAUUGCAGCCACUGUUCUAGAGAGAAUGUUGGUUGAAGCAGAGAGUGGAGAGAUCCCCAAGACUCUGACUCAGAUGUUCACACACUUCCUGAUCUUUCAGAUCAAACACAAGGACAGAAAAUACUAUGGUAAAACUGACACUGAUUCUCAGCAAACUAGAAAGACAGUUCUGGCUUUGGGAAAAUUGGCUUUUCAACUACUGGAAAAGGGCAACCUGAUCUUCUAUGAGGAAGACCUGAGAAAUUGCGGCAUUGAUGUCAAAAAAGAGUCAGUAUAUUUAGGACUGUGUACCCAAAUCUUGAGAGAGGAGUCUGGGCUGCAUCUGGGGAAGGUGUUCAGCUUUGUGCAUCUGAGUGUUCAGGAGUUUCUGGCUGCUUUAUAUGCAUUUCUCUCCUUCAUCUCCCACAAAAAAAACGUGUUGGAGCAGAAAACCACUGGAUUCCUACAUGGGCUUAAAAGAUCAAAAACAAUGUCUGACUUCUUUAUGAAUGCAGUGGACCAGGCCUUACAAAGUAAGAAUGGACAUCUGGAUCUUUUCCUUCGCUUCCUUCUGGGUCUCUCACUGGAGUCCAAUCAGACUCUCUUACGAGGUCUACUGACACAGCUAGGAAGCAGCUCUCACAGCAAACAGGAAACAGUCAAAUACAUCAAGGAGAAGAUCAGUAAGAAUCCCUCUUCAGAGAAAUCCAUCAAUCUGUUCCACUGUCUGAAUGAACUGAAGGAUAAUUCUCUAGUGCAGGAAGUCCAGACAUACAUGCGUAAUGGAUAUAUCCAUUCUCUCUGUGGAGCCAGGCUCUCUUCUGCUCAGUGGUCAGCUGUGGUGUUUGUGUUGCUGAACUCAGAAGAGGGGCUAGAUGAGUUUGAUCUGAAAAAUUAUGACCCAUCAGAGGAAUCUCUAAUGAGACUACUGCCAGUGGUCACAGCAUCCAGAAAAGCUGUGCUGUCUGGCUGCAAUAUUCGAGAGGAAGGUUUUGCUGCUCUGGCUUCAGCUCUGAGUUCAAACUCAUCACACCUGAGAGAGCUGAAUCUGAGCUACAACAAACCAGGAGACUCAGGAGUGAAGCAGCUUUCUGCUCUACUGGAGGAUCCACACUGUAAACUGGAGAUACUAGAGCUGGGUUACUGUAAUCUGACAGAGAAAAGCUGUGUAGUUUUAGCCUCUGCUCUCAGCUCAAACUCCUCAAGUCUGAUAGAGCUGAACCUGAGUGACAAUAAACUACAGGAUUCAGGAGUGAAGCUGCUUUCUGCUGGACUGAAGAAUCCACACUGUAAAGUAGAGAUACUGGGGCUGGGUUACUGCAAACUGACAGAGAAAAGCUGUGCAUUUCUGGCCUCAGCUCUCAGCUCAAAUUCCUCAAGUCUGAGACAGCUGGACCUCAGUGACAAUAAACUUCAGGAUUCAGGACUGAUGCUGCUCUCUGCUGGACUGGAGAAUCCACACUGUAAACUGUGGACUCUGGGGUUAUCUGGCUGCAGUAUUACAGAGGAAGGUUGUGCUGCUCUGGCUUCAGCUCUGAGGUCAAACCCCUCAUCACACCUGAGAGAGCUGAAUCUGAAUUCCAAUAAACCAGGAGACUCAGGAAUGAAGCAGCUCUCUGCUCUAAUGGAGGAUGCACACUGUAAACUAGAGAAACUAGAACUGCGGGACUGUAAUCUGAUGGAGAAAAGCUGUGCAGCUCUGGCCUCAUCUCUCAGCUCAAACUCCUCAAAUCUGAGAGAGUUGAAUCUGAGUGACAAUAAACUUGAGGAUUCAGGAGUGAAAAGGCUCUCUGCUGGGCUGAAGAAUCCCCACUGUAAACUGGAGACACUGGGCCUGUCUAACUGCAGUAUUACAGAGGAAGGUUGUGCUGCUCUGGCUCCAGCUCUGAGGUCAAACCCCUCAUCUCACCUGAGAGAGCUGAAUCUGGACUCUAAUGACCUGGGAGACUCAGGAGUGAAGCAGCUCUCUGCUCUACUGGAGGAUCCACACUGUAAACUGGAGACACUAUAG